Diachasmimorpha longicaudata is the source of this 10891-nucleotide messenger RNA. RefSeq names its product serine-rich adhesin for platelets-like. NCBI's taxonomy places the organism in Eukaryota, Metazoa, Arthropoda, Insecta, Hymenoptera, Braconidae. The transcript is spliced from 6 exons. The record is from RefSeq and is a predicted model, not a curated record. Bases 467 to 10729 code for a protein of 3420 amino acids.
UACGUGUUUAAACCUGAUGGAUUAUUCUGCUUAGAGAACAAAAUAAAAUAAUAUAUAUCGAUCGUCAGCUUAAACAUAGUAGUUACUAUGAUAAUAUUAUGCGAAUGCAACGAUGCAAAGUCAACAGUGUUUUAAAAAAUCUAGUUUACAUGAUAUGAAAAAUCAGUCUAUUUGUAGAAGAAUUUCCACAUUAAACGAAUAAGAACAAUUGCAAAAACCCGAAACGGUAUGCAUGUGUGUAAAGACAAAACUCAUCCUAAUAGGAAAAUUCGAAAUGCUCAUCUCAUACUGAUUGCACAUUCUUUAAUGGUGACACUAUCCAAGUUUCGAGAAAACGGAGAAUGUAUAUUCUUGAAGAUGUUGGCCAUUACGAGCACGCUUCAUGAUAAUUUGAACGCAACUCACGAGGUGAAAAUUUUCUGCGUGUCACUCUGUCAACUGCUACGAGGUGGAUGCCUCUGCCACGAUGAAGACAAUAGCGCCAAUUAUUUUCAUUCAGUUACUGUGCCUGGGACUUAUAAUUGGAGACACCACCACGUCAUCCGUUAGUGCAACUGAAUCUACAACAGUUGUGUCAACCGAAGCAACAGAUACAACGACAAAUGCGGAAACUGAGACUACUGCAGCUUCAACGACAACGACAACUGAGACUACAACAACAACCGACAGUGAAACGGAAUCGACAACCUCUGCAUCGACUGAUACAACGACAACUACUGAAACUGAGACUACAGUAGCUUCAACAGCAACGACAACUGAGGCUACAACAACAACCGACAGUGAAACGGAAUCGACAACCUCUACAUCGACUGACACAACGACAACUACUGAAACUGAGACUACUGCAGCUUCAACUGCAACGACAACUGAGGCUACAACAACAACCGAGAGUGAAACGGAAUCGACAACCUCUACAUCGACUGACACAACGACAACUACUGAAACUGAGACUACAGUAGCUUCAACAGCAACGACAACUGAGGCUACAACAACAACCGACAGUGAAACGGAAUCGACAACCUCUACAUCGACUGACACAACGACAACUACUGAAACUGAGACUACUGCAGCUUCAACUGCAACGACAACUGAGGCUACAACAACAACCGAGAGUGAAACGGAAUCGACAACCUCUACAUCGACUGACACAACGACAACUACUGAAACUGAGACUACUGCAGCUUCAACUGCAACGACAACUGAGGCUACAACAACAACCGACAGUGAAACGGAAUCCACAACCUCUACAUCGACUGACACAACGACAACUACUGAAACUGAGACUACUGCAGCUUCAACUGCAACGACAACUGAGGCUACAACAACAACCGACAGUGAAACGGAAUCGACAACCUCUACAUCGACUGACACAACGACAACUACUGAAACUGAGACUACUGCAGCUUCAACUGCAACGACAACUGAGGCUACAACAACAACCGACAGUGAAACGGAAUCGACAACCUCUACAUCGACUGACACAACGACAACUACUGAAACUGAGACUACAGUAGCUUCAACAGCAACGACAACUGAGGCUACAACAACAACCGACAGUGAAACGGAAUCGACAACCUCUACAUCGACUGACACAACGACAACUACUGAAACUGAGACUACUGCAGCUUCAACUGCAACGACAACUGAGGCUACAACAACAACCGAGAGUGAAACGGAAUCGACAACCUCUACAUCGACUGACACAACGACAACUACUGAAACUGAGACUACUGCAGCUUCAACUGCAACGACAACUGAGGCUACAACAACAACCGACAGUGAAACGGAAUCCACAACCUCUACAUCGACUGACACAACGACAACUACUGAAACUGAGACUACUGCAGCUUCAACUGCAACGACAACUGAGGCUACAACAACAACCGACAGUGAAACGGAAUCCACAACCUCUACAUCGACUGACACAACGACAACUACUGAAACUGAGACUACAGUAGCUUCAACAGCAACGACAACUGAGGCUACAACAACAACCGACAGUGAAACGGAAUCGACAACCUCUACAUCGACUGAUACAACGACAACUACUGAAACUGAGACUACUGCAGCUUCAACUGCAACGACAACUGAGGCUACAACAACAACCGACAGUGAAACGGAAUCGACAACCUCUACAUCGACUGACACAACGACAACUACUGAAACUGAGACUACUGCAGCUUCAACUGCAACGACAACUGAGGCUACAACAACAACCGACAGUGAAACGGAAUCCACAACCUCUACAUCGGCUGACACAACGACAACUACUGAAACUGAGACUACAGUAGCUUCAACAGCAACGACAACUGAGGCUACAACAACAACCGACAGUGAAACGGAAUCGACAACCUCUACAUCGACUGAUACAACGACAACUACUGAAACUGAGACUACUGCAGCUUCAACUGCAACGACAACUGAGGCUACAACAAUAACCGACAGUGAAACGGAAUCGACAACCUCUACAUCGACUGACACAACGACAACUACUGAAACUGAGACUACUGCAGCUUCAACUGCAACGACAACUGAGGCUACAACAACAACCGACAGUGAAACGGAAUCCACAACCUCUACAUCGACUGACACAACGACAACUACUGAAACUGAGACUACAGUAGCUUCAACAGCAACGACAACUGAGGCUACAACAACAACCGACAGUGAAACGGAAUCGACAACCUCUACAUCGACUGAUACAACGACAACUACUGAAACUGAGACUACUGCAGCUUCAACUGCAACGACAACUGAGGCUACAACAACAACCGACAGUGAAACGGAAUCGACAACCUCUACAUCGACUGAUACAACGACAACUACUGAAACUGAGACUACUGCAGCUGCAACGGCAACGACAACUGAGACUACAACAUCAACCGAUAGUGAAACGGAAUCGACAACCUCUGCAUCGACUGAUACAACGACAACUACUGAAACUGAGACUACGGCAGUUUCAACUGCAACGACAACUGAAACUACAACAUCAACCGAUAGUGAAACGGAAUCAACAACCUCUGCAUCGACUGAUACAACGACAACUACUGAAACUGAGACUACAGUAGCUUCAACAGCAACGAGAACUGAGACUACAACAUCAACCGAGAGUGAAACUGCAUCGACAACCUCUGCAUCGACUGAUACAACGACAACUACUGAAACUGAGACUACAGUCGCUUCAACAGCAACGACAACUGAGACUACAACAUCAACCGAUAGUGAAACGGAAUCGACAACCUCUGCAUCGACUGAUACAACGACAACUACUGAAACUGAGACUACUGUAGCUUCAACUGCAACGACAACUGAGACUACAACAUCAACCGAUAGUGAAACGGAAUCGACAACCUCUGCAUCGACUGAUACAACGACAACUACUGAAACUGAGACUACUGCAGCUUCAACUGCAACGACAACUGAGACUACAACAUCAACCGACAGUGAAACGGAAUCGACAACCUCUACAUCGACUGAUACUACGACAACUACUGAAACUGAGACUACUGCAGCUUCAACGGCGACGACAACUGAGACUACAACAUCAACCGAGAGUGAAACUGCAUCGACAACCUCUGCAUCGACUGAUACAACGACAACUACUGAAACUGAGACUACAGUAGCUUCAACAGAAACGACAACUGAGGCUACAACAACAACCGACAGUGAAACGGAAUCGACAACCUCAACAUCGACUGAUACAACGACAACUACUGAAACUGAGACUACUGUAGCUUCAACAGCAACGACAACUGAGGCUACAACAACAACCGACAGUGAAACGGAAUCCACAACCUCUACAUCGACUGACACAACGACAACUACUGAAACUGAGACUACAGUAGCUUCAACAGCAACGACAACUGAGGCUACAACAACAACCGACAGUGAAACGGAAUCGACAACCUCUACAUCGACUGAUACAACGACAACUACUGAAACUGAGCCUACUGCAGCUUCAACGGCAACGACAACUGAGACUGCAACAUCCACCGACAGUGAAACUGAAUUGACAACCUCUGCAUCGACUGAGGCAGCAACUGAUACGACAAAUGCGGAAACUGAGACUACAGUAGCUUCAACAGCAACGACAACUGAGGCUACAACAUCAACCGAUAGUGAAACGGAAUCGACAACCUCUGCAUCGACUGAUACAACGACAACUACUGAAACUGAGACUACAGUAGCUUCAACAGAAACGACAACUGAGGCUACAACAACAACCGACAGUGAAACGGAAUCGACAACCUCUACAUCGACUGAUACAACGACAACUACUGAAACUGAGACUACUGCAGCUUCAACUGCAACGACAACUGAGGCUACAACAACAACCGACAGUGAAACGGAAUCGACAACCUCUACAUCGACUGAUACAACGACAACUACUGAAACUGAGACUACUGCAGCUUCAACUGCAACGACAACUGAGAUUACAACAUCAACCGACAGUGAAACUGAAUCGACAACCUCUGCAUCGACUGAAGCAGCAACUGAUACAACGACAAAUACUGAAACUGAGACGACAGUAGCUUCAACAUCAACGGACAGUGAAACUGAAUCUACAACGGUUGUGUCGACCGAGACAGCAACUGAUGCAACGAUAAAUGGUCAAACUGAUAUUCCUGAACUUCCAACGUUCCCAUAUGAUCCAAUCAUCCGUAAGGAGGAACGACAGUAUUACAACAAUCCUCGUCGCGGACGUUCACCUGUCAAAUACUGUGUUGGUAAUCAAUACUAUGAUACUCAUGAAGGUCGUUGUUUAAUAGUACCCGGAGGCGGGAGAGUCAUAAAGAUCGAGAUUCGGGAAACAUCCAUUUGGAAAAUAUCAGCAAUGGCUGAAUCCAGUCCACGAUCAUAUGUUUCCUAUAGAUUCCGGAGAGUAAUUCAUGCAGAGUGUACUAAUAAACAAGUGUUUUCUGAUAAAUUAAAGCGUUGCACAGGAUUACCACAUCAAAGUACAAGUCAUCUCACAUUAAUAAUCAAUGGAGGUAAAACUGGUCACUCUAAGGGUCAUCUUACAAGUAGAACGAGAACCGAGACAAUAUUGUUGCAGCAGGGACCUAAUAGAGAGGUUAUUACAAGUGGUAGAACUGGUGAGGUUGUUCUAAGUGGAGAAAUUAGUAAGAUUAUUGCAAGGGAAGGAAAUAGUAAGAUUGUUGCAAGGGAUGUAACUAGUCGGGGUGUUCGAAGAGGAAGAACUAGUAAGGUUAUUGCAAGGGAAGGAACUAGUGAGGUUUUGGAAAGAGAAGGAGCUAGCAGGAUUGUUGGAGGGGAAGGAACUGGUGAGAUUGUUGGGAGAGGAGAAACGGGGACGAUUGUUGAAAGGGAAGGAGGUGGUGAUGUUGUUCUAAAUGGGGCAAUUAGUAAGGUUAUUGCAAGGGAAGGAGCUAGUGAGAUUCUUGCAAGGGAAGUAACUAGUAGGGGUGUUCGAAGAGGAAGAACUAGUAAGACUAUCGCAAAGGAAGGAACUAGUGAGGUUUUGCAAAGAGAAGGAGCUAGCAGGAUUGUUGGAGGGGAAGGAACUGGUGAGAUUGUUGGGAGAGGAGAAACUGGGAAGAUUGUUGAAAGGGAAGGAGGUAGUGAUGUUGUUCUAAAUGGAGCAAUUAGUAAGGUUAUUGCAAGGGAAGGAGCUAGGGAGGUUCUUGCAAAGGAAGUAACUAGUAGGGGUGUUCGAAGAGGACGAACUAGUAAGAUUAUUGCAAGGGAAGGAACUAGUGAGGUUUUGCAAAGAGAAGGAGCUAGCAGGAUUGUUGGAGGGGAAGGAACUGGUGAGAUUGUUGGGAGAGGAGAAACUGGGAAGAUUGUUGAAAGGGAAGGAGGUAGUGAUGUUGUUCUAAAUGGAGCAAUUAGUAAGGUUAUUGCAAGGGAAGGAGCUAGGGAGGUUCCUGCAAGGGAAGUAACUAGUAGGGGUGUUCGAAGAGGAAGAACUCGUAAGAUUAUUGCAAGGGAAGGAACUAGUGAGAUUUUGGAAAGAGAAGGAGCUAGCAGGAUUGUUGGAGGGGAAGGAAGGAGUGAGAUUGUUGGGAGAGGAGGAACUAGUAAGAUUGUGUUAACGGAAGAAACUAGUGAGGUUCUCGGAAGAAGAAGACCUAGGAGGGCUGUUAGAAGGGAAGGAACUAGUAGGGUUGUUAGAAGAGGAGGAACUAGGAAGUUUGUUGCAAGGGACGGAUCUCGUGAGAGUAUUGGCAGAGAAAGAAUGAGCGAAAUUGUUGGAAGGGACGGAAUUACUCGGAUUGUUGCAAGGGAAGAAGCUAGUAGAGUUAUUGGACGAGAAGGAACUAGGGAGGUUGCAAGGGAAGGAUCUCGUCAGAUUAUUGGAAGAGAAAGAACAAGUGAAUUUGUUGGAAAGGACGGAAUUACUCGGAUUGUUGCGAGGGAAGAAGCUAAUAGAGCUAUUGGACGAGAAGGAACUAGUGAUGUUGGAGGAGAAAAAACCAGCAAACAUGUUGUGAAGGAAGGAACCCGUAGGGUUGUUACAAGGAAAAGAGUUAGUCAUGGUGGUACAGAUGGAGGACAUCGUCAGACCCCACCAUUAUGGAGCAUACUAUCUGGAAAUGUGGCACGUGUCAAUGAGACAACUUUCAAGACCACCCUUUGCAUCAUCUGCAUCGAAUGCUAUACUUGGCAUUUCUUAAAUAACUGCGAAGCAGAUGUCAGUGCCAGGAUGCAACUAAUAAUCCUUCUGAUUUUAAUCCACUCAGUGAGCCAGGGGCUUACGGAUGCUGACGUAACAAAAUCUGAGACGCGCAAAUUCGUGACUACGACAAGGGAAACCGUACAGACCAUAAAUGGAACGACAACUCAGUCCAAGACAUCGGUCAAUGAAACUGAAACGAUUGACGGAACUGGUGGAACGAAAAAUCGGAGAACGAUAUCAUCAACUAAUAUAUCCCAGAGUAUAACACCUGCAAAUGAAACGGAAAAGAAAACAGAGAAGUCAGUGACUACGAAGAUGGAAACUGCGAAGAAUGUAAAUAAAACGAUAGUUGACACUAACACAUCGGUGAAUGAGACUGACACAGUUAAAGGUAAAAAUGAAAUGAACAAUGAGACCACGUCAUCAUCAACUAAUAAAUCUGGCGCUGUAACAGCUGCGAAUGGAACGAAAAUUGAGACAGAGAAAUCAGUUACCACGAAAAAGGAAACUGUGAAGAGUGUAAAUGAAACGACAACUGACACUAAGAAGUCUGUCAAUGAAACUGAUACAGUUAAAGGGACAAAUGGGACAACAUCAUCAACUGAUAAAUCCAAGUCUACGACGCCUGCAAAUGAAACGAAAAUUGAAACAGAGCAAUCAGUUACCACGAAAAAAGAAACUGUAAAGAGUGUGAAUGAAACGACAAUUGACACUAAGACAUCGGUCAAUGAAACUGACACAGUUAAAGGGACAAAUGGAACGACAAAUGGGACAUCAUCAAGUAAUAAAUCUAAGUCUACGACGCCUGCCAAUGAAACGAAAAUUGAAACAGAGAAAUCAGCUACGACAAAAAAGGAAACUGUGAAGAGUGUAAAUGAAACGACAAUUGACACUAAGAAAUCUGUCAAUGAAACUGAUACAGUUAAAGGUACAAGUGGAACCACAAAUGGGACAACAUCAUCAACUAAUAAAUCUAAGUCUACGACACCUGCAAACGAAACGAAAACUGAAACAGUGCAAUCAGUUACCACGAAAAAAGAAAGUGUAAAGAGUGUAAAUGAAACGACUAUUGAUACUAAGACAUCGGUCAAUGAAACUGACACAGUUAAAGGGACAAAUGGAACGACAAAUGGGACAUCAUCAAGUAAUAAAUCUAAAUCUACGACGCCUGCCAAUGAAACGAAAAUUGAAACAGAGAAAUCAGUUACCACGAAAAAGGAAACUGUGAAGAGUGUAAAUGAAACUACUAUUGACACUAAGAAAUCAGCCAAUGAAACUGACACAGUUAAAGGGACAAAUGGAACAACAUCUUCAACCAAUAAAUCCAAGUCUACGACACCUACAAAUGAAACGAAAAUUGAAAAAGAGCAAUCAAUUAGCACGAAAAAGGAAACUAUGAAGAGUGUAAAUGAAACUACUAUUGACACUAAGAAGUCUGUCAAUGAAACUGAUACAGUUAAAGGGACAAAUGGAACGACAAAUGGCACAAUAUCAUCAAGUAAUAAAUCUAAAUCUACGACACCUGCCAAUGAAACGAAAAUUGAAACAGAGAAAUCAGUUACCACGAAAAAGGAAACUGUGAAAAGUGUAAAUGAAACGACAAUUGGGACUAAGAAAUCUGUCAAUGAAACUGAUACAGUUAAAGGUACAAGUGGAACCACCAAUGGGACAUCAUCAACUAAUAAACCUAAGCCUACGACACCUGCAAAUGAAACAAAAGUUGAAACAGAGAAAUCAAUUACCACAAAAAAGGAAACUGUGAAGACUGUGAAUGAAACGACAAUUGACACUAAGAAAUCAGUCAAUGAAACUGACACGAUUAAAGGGACAAGUGGAACAACAAAUGGGACAACAUCAUCAACCAAUAAAUCUAAGUCUACGACACCGACAACUGAAACGAAAGUUGAUACAGAGCAAUCAGUUACCACAAAAAAAGAAACUGUAAAGAGUGUGAAUGAAACGACAAUUGACACUAAGACAUCGGUCAAUGAAACUGACACAGUUAAAGGGACAAAUGGGACAUCAUCAAGUAAUAAAUCUAAGUCUACGACACCUGCCAAUGAAACGAAAAUUGAAACAGAGAAAUCAAUUACCACAAAAAAGGAAACUCUGAAGACUGUGAAUGAAACAACAAUUGACACUAAGAAAUCAGUCAAUGAAACUGACACGAUUAAAAGUACCAAUGGAACAAAAAAUGAGACAAUGACCGUAUCAACUAAUAAAUCUCAGACUAAACCAUCUGAAAAUCAAACGCAAAUUAAAGCGGAGAAGUUUGUCACUACGGAAGAAAAAACUAUCCACAUUGUCAAUGAAUCAACAGCUGCUCCUAGCACAUCUGUCAUUGAAAAUGCCACAGAUAAACGAACAAAUAAAAAAAAAAAUGAGACAGUGACAUCACCGACUAAUAAAUCUCAGACAGCAAAUGAAGCAAAACUGGAGACUAAAAAAUCAUCAUUCGUUGAUGAAACCGACACAGCUCAACCCACGAAAGAGAUAACUGAAACAACGGAAUUAUCCAAUAAUGAAUCUCAGACUGAACCAUCCACAAGCCAAAUGCAAAUUGAAAAUAAAUCAUUCGAUAAUGAAACAAAGACUGCGAAGAUUGUCGAUGAAAUAGCAAUUGAAACAAACCCGUCAAUAACUGGAACUGGCCCAGCCAGCAAUACGGAUGAAACUUCGAAUGAGACUCCAGAAUCAUACACUAAUAUAUCUCAGGAUAUACCACUUGCAAAUGAAGGGGAAAUUGAGACGAAAAACCCAGUCGUUAAUAAAAGAAUUAUUAUAAAAAUAUUGACGCAUGGAGUUGAUGUAGUAGUCAACAAUAUGGAUGUCAUUUUAGAGCAGACAUCAGAAUCUCCAACUAAUCCACCUCAAAUUAUCCCACCUGUACAGGAAACGGAAAUUGCGACGAAAAAACCAGUCGCUAAUGAAAGAAAUAUUGUGCGUACGAUGCUAAUUGAGAGAAAAAUAUCAACAAAUGGAACUGCCUCAGUCAACAAUAGAGAUGAAAUUGUAACUGAACCUCCACAAUUAUUAACUAAUCCAUCUAUGAAUGUCCCGACAUUAAGUACAAAAAAACCCGUCCUCAUUCCAAUAAAACGCCCAAAAAACGUGCAGAAAACGCCAAAAGUGUUGACCAGUGAAACUGACGCAGACAAUGGUACGAUUAAAAGGAGAAAUAAGACACGGACAAUAACAACUGAUGAAUUUCGGUCUCCAACACUUGUAAAUAAACCGAAGAUUGCGGCAAGAAACUCAAUGACUGGUCAAAGAAGGAGAAUAAAACUUGGUCCUAGCAAGCAGAAUGAUCCUGAAGAAAUAAUCCAGGAAACCCAUACACGAGCACCAACAUUUCUGAAUAAUAAAAUGGAAACAAUGACGUCAUCAAAUGAUGGACCUCAAAUUAUUGUAGAUCUAAGUGAAAGGGAACAAUCUCUCGCUAAUCAACCGGAAAUUGGGAAACCCUUGAAACCUUUGGUUGAUUUGAAUGUAGAAGAAGACUCGAACGAAGCAAAAACUGGAUCAACACCACUGAGAUAUCCUGGAUCCCUGAAAAGUCAUUCUCAAGCCAUCACAGAAGAUCGAAGCCACCAGCACAACAAUCCUGAUCCUGGUCGUUCACUAAUCGGACGCUGCCUUCACCAGCAAUACUAUGACAAUGGCGAUGGUCGUUGCCUAAUGGUGCCCGGUGGUGGUACCGUUAGACGCAUUAAAACCAAUCAAACAUGCAGCGAAAAAGGUCCAAGGGUCAGUUCAUUGAAUAAAAAAAGGUACUCGAUCUGCACAUUAUCAAAAAUUAUAUACGCAGAGUGCCCCAAGAACAAGAUUUUUUCGAAUAGAUUGAGGAGAUGUAUCUUGAGUAAUCAUUCACUCGAAGAUAAAUCUCAGAUCUCAAAUCCUAGGAGUAGAGCCUGUCAUGGAAAAUUGAGAGAAUUUAAAGUGUCUGAGAAUCGGACUAUUUAUUACACCUGCAGUCCUAAUCGCUUCAGAAUUUUCAAGGAAAUUUUUCCACGUACUGAUGGUUCUGUUGCUACUUCUGUACAACAGAUGUGCCGUAGGUGUUCAACAAAUAAUUUUGAGAAAUUGUAAACAUUAACCGUAACUGCCAUCAUGACAACAAUAGAAUUAUGUACUAUGUGAGCUCUGUGUACAUCGCGAGAAUAAAUUUGAUGGAUCAAGAGAUUUUUAUUUGAACGUAUCAUCAUUUGUUUGUUAAUUUGCAAAUAAAUAUAUUUCUGUAGUGAAUAUCAA